CGGUAUGUCCUCCUCCCAGACAUAUUUCACCAUAGCCUUGAACUCGAGAUUAUCGGCCCAACGAGCAUCGGAUCUGAACAGGGGACGACUAUUUUGGGUAUAAGGUUUGUCAGAGAGGAGGAGGGUUCUAUGAUCAGACUCUUGGUCCGUGAAAUGUUUUAACCAGGGUUUCAUGGUAUCAAUCAAUCCACUUUUGGGAGCACAAGGCUCUGUCUAGCCUCUCACGAAUACUACUAACCCACUAGAUGCAUCAAUCGCAUACACAAAUAAACAAUGAGAAAGAUCAAAACCUAAGCCGCACAUGUGACGGGAGACUACUCUCCGGCUCGAUCGAGUCGGUCUCUCGCUCACUACUUUUUAUUGAUUUGCCAUUUAUAAUUUCUUCUAAUUAAUUAAUAUAUUUCAUAUAUGUUAGACUAAACAUAUAAUAUAUUAGAUAUAUGACUAAGUGCUUAAUUGGUUUGAUUGGUUAGUAGUGUGUGAAACCAAACUAAAUCGCUUAAAUCAAACAGACUAUAAAAUUUAACCAACCUAAUCCAAAUUAUCCAAAUUUUUUAAGGUUACAAUGGUUACCAGUAAUCACUCAAUUUGAACACCCCUUAGUGUUAGCACUCUACUAACACUAAUUAUAAGGAUAUUAUAGUAACCACCCUUAUAACGGAUUAUUCCUCACACUCCCUUACUCUAAAGGAUUUGGGUUUAAUUUUCAAAUUAUAAUUUGAUACCUAAACUUAAUAAAUUAUAAGAUUUAGUACCUAAAAUAAUAUUGGAGAAUUAGUUUUUUGUAUCUACAAAUAUAAUGUCUUACAUUUUGACACCUAAACUUUUAAAAAAUUGUAAAUAUGUACAAGUUUAUGAGGUUUCUUGUCUACUUUCAUAAACUUUUGGUAUUCUUUAUAAGGUUCUGGUAUGCUUUCAGAAACUUGUGUUCUACUUUAUGAGAUUUUUUGUAUGUUUUAUUAGGUUUCUGAUCUACUUGAAGAAAUUCUUGGUGUGUUUAAUAAACUAGUGGUAUGCUCUAAUAAAUUUUGAUAUGUGCUUUAUGAGGAUUCUGAUAUAUAUGUGCUUCAGAGAACUUGUGGUGCUUCAAGAAACUUUCGGUAUGUUUUUGGAAACUUGUGGUCUGCUUUAAUAAACUUGUAAUAUGUUUUAUGAGGUUUCCGGCGUGCUUCAGGUAAUUUGUAGUAUGCUUUAAGAAAAUUGUGAUGUGCUUCAGUAAAAAUUGUGGUACGCUUUAUGAGGUUUUUGGAAUGCUUUAGAGAACUUGUGGCAUGCUUUACGAGAUUUCUAGUAUGCUUCAUAGAACUUGAGGUUUAUGAGAUUUCUGGUGUGAAGAUAUCAAACAAAUUUUUACCAAGUGUGAUGGGUACUAAUCGGCUAACUGCACACGUUUUAUUCUUAAUAUUUGCAUUAUGCUUAUAUGCGGAUUUUCCCUAAUUUUUGUCAUAUUCAUCAUCUUUUGACUUCUCUUACUAUAUCGUAAUUCCAUAUAGGUUACAUUCAUUUUAACCUAAAGUUAUUAGUACUCGUGUUAUUUUUAAGGAUCGACAUAUCUCGAUCUACAUCCUCAAUCAUGUUUAGUCACCGCAAGACGAGCAUGGAUACUAAAAUACUCACAUCCCAUCUCAUUGUAAUUUCUAUUUGAAGUCAAUAUUUCCGACGAGUCUAAAUAAUCAUAUAGUGGAAUAAAUGACAAGAUAAGUUGCCAUAUAUUUGUACAAAAUACAAAAACCAGGUCAUAUUGCCUUAAUAUUUUAUAAAAAAAAUUCAUAAUAUUGCCUUAGUAUAGUAUAGCGUCGGUUUCUCAUUCACUGCUUUUUAUUCACUUUCCUUAACCUACCAAUACAAUGCACUCACAUAUUAUUAAUUACAAUCUUAACCCAAAUCCUUCAAAAAUAAAAUUACAAUCUAACCCAAAACUAUUCCUAUAAAUUGGCCACGGGUCAGUCCAUUGGAGACUAAGAGAAAGAAAACAAAAACAAAGUACUUAAUUACAAUAAUGGUGGGCAUAGAUGUUAGAUUUCAGCUGCCCAACUACAUUUCUGAAGUCCAAGAACAGGGGAUAUUGGACCAAUGCUUUGACACCCUAAUGGAGCUUCGUGGCCCCAACGAUCUGACGGUCCUGCUAGACUCCAUCAACAACUUCCUUCCCCUUGCUCAUGAAAACAUUCAGCAGCUCCACCGCGAAAUGUGUUACUCUGUGGUCCGAUUUGAUGAAGUCGUGACCUAUGUCAACAGGCUCCAAUCCAACGCUAUUUGCAUCGGAGGAGGCAGGUUGGCGGACCGCUGUUAUGACAUGUUGCGUGCUUGCCAGAGAUUUGAUCAAGAAAUGUGUGACGAAUUAUUUUCACGAGUGAGAGAAGAAUACAGCAUUCUUGUUCGCACCUUAAAGAUUAUCUAUGAGAUGGAAGCGAUUAUUGUGAGUGCACAGAUGCGAAGGCUAAGGAAUAAUCUUCCUAAGUAAUUUGAUCAUCAAGCCAAGCUGUUGCUAGCUAAUCCGGUGUUCAAAGAGAAUUAUCAUCGUCAUUAGAUAUAGAUUAAUUCAAACUGUUGCAAUUAGUUUCUUCAGUUAGUUGUUUACUUUGAUCAACUAUGAAGAAUGAAAAGAUUCCAUCUGUUGUUUCUCAUCUUGUAGCUCUUUCCAAACAAGAUUUGUUCGAUAUUAUUAAACUAAAUGUGCCAAGUAAAUUAACAUGAUGAGCACUAAACAUCAACCAACUUGCAGUCCAGUAAUAUAGUCAUAUAGAUAUCUCGAUGAUAUUACUCAAGGAGUAAAGUCAUGUAUAUUGUGACACAAAUACACAACCAUCUACAGAUAUUAUUUGAUGUGAGAAUUUGGAAACCGAUAACCUUGAGUUCUACGAGCGAGAAAACCCCACUUGACGUGACUAUUGAUUAGGUUCGUGUAAAAUAAUUGAUGUAAGAGUUUCGACAACGUAGUCCUAAGGAAGCUACUCCGAGCAAUCGAGGGUACUCUCUUGAAAUUCAGCAAAUUAAAUCGUCCUCCACGACAUAUUAGUUCGGAACCAUAACUAUAGUAAAUAAGAGAUUCAUAAACUUAAAACCUAAAUAUAAGAGAGAACAGUUAAAAAAUACCUUCUGCAAGAAAACGACUAUUCAUAC
Molecule: messenger RNA, 3123 nt
Organism: Linum trigynum
Lineage: Eukaryota; Viridiplantae; Streptophyta; Magnoliopsida; Malpighiales; Linaceae
Source: the annotation of a GenBank genome assembly